Phytophthora infestans T30-4 is the source of this 3114-nucleotide messenger RNA. RefSeq lists its product as uncharacterized. NCBI's taxonomy places the organism in Eukaryota, Oomycota, Peronosporomycetes, Peronosporales, Peronosporaceae. The transcript is spliced from 7 exons. The record is from RefSeq and is a predicted model, not a curated record. Bases 1 to 3114 code for a protein of 1037 amino acids.
AUGCAGGGGGACGCGCGCAUCGUGCUGACGACGCUCAUCAGCGAGAAAUUGCUGUCGCCCGGCCCCAAGAAACUCUACGUGUCCUACUACCGCAAGCGCGUGUACGCCGACCUGCUGCCCGACGGCUCUAUCCGCUUCAAGGACCAGGUCUACACGUCGCCUGUGCCCUGUGCGCUGCACAUGAAGCGUACACUCAACCCCUCUCUCAAGACGGACGCAGGCUGGUCGUCCAUGUACUCCGCGGCCUCUGGGGAGAGCCUCAAGGACAUCAAAGACCGCCUUAACAUCCGUAAACGAGGCACAAACGCUCGCUCCGUCCAGAAGGAGAAGAAAGCGCCCACGCCUUCACCCACAGCCAAAGAGCGCGUGGCGGCUCAGACAGCAGCUCAAGCCAAGCAAGAGGCUGCUCAGCCUGUCGGAGAGAAGCCACGACGACGGACGUGGAGCAAGACGCACUUUAAGUGCGCCACACCAGCACUGCAGAACACGCCAGCAGCGCCGUGGUUCUGCGACAAGUGUCUGACUGGACAAGCUAACAGGAUCCUCGAGUUCCUCCAGCAAACGAGACGAGUGCUUGUCGAGAGGAUCGCAGAGCGCCAUACUCAAGCAAAGCCGAUUGAGAGCGAGGAAAUCACUGUGGAGGGCGAGGAGGACGCUGGUAGCGAGGAAAAGGGAACAUCUAAUGAGGAAUUAAAGGACGAGGACGACGCUGGAGCUGCAGAGGGUUCGGCUGUUGAGUCGGUAUCGGUAUCAGUGGACUCAAACAAGUCGAAGGACGCGACAAACGCUGGUAGUGAAGUAGCAAGUGAAGCCCCAGUGGACGAGGCUGCAGCUACUUCAGAAGAGCAGAACGAGACGACGUCAACGUCUGGUGAUUCUCUGAAAGAGGCGAAGCCGGAGGCUGACGAUGCAGCAAAUGAGGAAGAGCAAGGCGACAUGGACGUGGAAGACGAGGCGCCGCUUGAGGUUGCCAAGGCUGUCAACGCCACUAGUGCCGAAGAGAAGUUCCUCGUGCUGAUUGACAGCCUCAUCACGGAAGUGUCGUCGAAAGCAGAGCGUGCCAGUCUGAUUGCCAACAGUACCGGUGCGACUCUAGUGCAUGUAGAGAAAACACAGCUCGUCCAGCUGGUCGACGACCAGCUGCUCGUCACUGUGUUGCUGGACAAGCUCCGUGACAUCACCGAGUCUGUGAACGAGUGGACCAAGAUGGAGCGCCAUUUCGAGCAGAAGACGGCCAGUCUCCACAAGUCGUUGACGCUGAUCGGCACCAAGCGGAAGCGCGCGCAGGCACUACCGCCCACGCCCGCGUUGUUUGCCAAGGUACAGAUUCCUCCGUCGCGACGUCUCAUUGAGCGCCAGAUCGCCAACUAUGAGCUGAACAUGAGCGCUAUUCGUCGGAACCGUGCACGUAUGCGCAAGACGCUGUCUGGCAUUUUGAAGAUCGCCCGGGAAGAGCAUCUCAGCGACGAGAUCGUCCACAUGACAGACUUGUUGUAUCAAAAGUGCCGUGAUCUGAAGGCGGAACAAGAGGAGGAAGAGCUGCGCAUCAAGGAGGAAGCUGAGGCUGCAGAGAAGGCGCAUCUAGAAGAGGAAGAGCGGGCAGCACCUGACCUCCAGAGUACCGACGACGGCGAGGCGAGUGCAGAGGAACCCGAAGCCAAGAAGCAGCGUCGAGAUUCGGACGCCAAAGAGUCCACCUACAGCUCUGUUGAGAGCAAGUCGCGCGCAGACAGCGAAGCGGACCUGGAACAAGCCUCGCGCGCCAUCGCGGACAUUUCGUCCGUGCUGCCGGACAUUUCAGGAGCCAGCGGCCCGCGGGUGGACCUUGUCAACUCGCCGCCACUUGGUGGGAAGCCUGCAGCGGAUGCAUCGCCUGGCCAGUUCUCGAUUCGCGGAGGCAAAGCUGGAGGCGCGAAGCGCGGAAGCCAAGAUCAGCAAUCGUUCCUGGACCAGGCACUCGAGGUCCUGAACAAGCAGCAACAGCAACAACGCAUUGGAGAGCAACAACGCGUCGAAGAGCAACGGCGCUUAGAGCAACAACGCAUCGAAGAGCAACGGCGCUUAGAACAACAACGCCUUGGAGAGCAACAGCGCUUUGAGCAAAAACGUCUUGAAGAGCAGCGUCGCUUGGAAGAGCAACGUCGCUUGGAGCAGCAGCGAGAGCAAGAGCGUCGUGAACAGCAGCGCCUGGAGCAGCAACGUAUUGAAGAGCAACGUCGCUUAGAGCAACAUCGCCUUGAUGAGCAACGGCGUUUAGAGAAACAACGCAUUGAAGAGCAACGGCGCUUAGAGCAGCAACGUCUCGAAGAGCAACGCCGCUUAGAAGAGCAGCGUCGAUUGGAGCAACAGCGGCUAGAACAGCAGCGGCUAGAGCAGGAAAAGCAGCGCCAGGAGCAGCAGAGACUGGAGCUUGAGCAGCAGCGGAAGGAGAAGCAGCGACAGGAGCAGCUGCGACGACAGCAGGAGCAACAGCGACUGGAACUCCAGCACCGACAGCAAGAGCAGCAGCGCCAAGAGCAGGAGCGGCAGUUCCAACGCAGCAAGGCGACAACGCUGCCUCAAGUCGUGUCGUCUGGGGCGUCUCACUUGCAGAUGCUGAGCCAGCAGCAGCAACUCCAACAACAGCAAGCGACACUUCAACAGCAACAACAACACUCGCGUCAGAUGCAGCACCCUCUCUACGGGGAUAUGCCCAAGGGAAUGCUGGGCUUGGGCACAGGCCAGCAAGAUAUGUACGCGCAGCAGGCGGCGCAGAUGGGGAUGGAUAUUCACGACGUGGUGCGACACCAGGACUCGAGUCACUUUGCCCAGGGAGGCAUUCAAAGAGCCCCGUACGAAGUCCCACGCAGCGCAGCGCAGCAGCCGGGACCGACUGCCCCACGGACGAGCUUCUAUGGCGACGAAGGGCAGAUGCACUCGCAGGACGUGUUUGGGUCCCAGGGUCUGCCUGGCCAGCAGCGGCCACUGUCCGAGCACCACAUGUUCGCGAACGAGUUGCAGCAACACGCAGAUCAGUCAAGAAGUCAGGAAUUUCUCAUGGGCAGGUCCUACCGCGGACACGGAAUGGACCAGUCCGACAACAACGACGUCAACAUGGACGACUGGGGCCAGUAA